UGACGCGGUUCCGGGUCUGGGUUUUGGUUCCCCGAGCUGUUAGCAGCGAAACUGAGGCUCGGAGAGGGAGCAGUUGUCCCCUCAGGAAACCUGUUUCCCCUCCUUGGACCCACUGUGAAAGUUCUGGACUUCAGUCAUUGACAGUUUCCCCGAAACUCCUAAUCUGUCCGGCAAGGGGGUGAUAACGGCGACAUUUAGGAGUGAAGUGACGGGGCAGUGACGGUCCUUGUGCCGUGUUACAGGUGAGGACGUGCAGACUCUGAGACGUGAAUGAGAUCGCGCCCCUGCGGCUGCUUUGGCGCCGAGAUUCAAAUCGGGGCUGAGCGAAGCCCUGAAUCCUGCGAGGCCUUGUGGCGCCGAGAUGACCCACUCUUUGGUUUGUCCAGAGACAGUAAGCAGGGUGAGUUCGGUGCUGAAUCGUAACACUAGGCAGUUUGGAAAGAAGCACCUGUUCGACCAGGACGAGGAGACAUGCUGGAACUCAGACCAGGGCCCCUCCCAGUGGGUGAUACUGGAGUUUCCCCAGCGCAUCUGUGUCUCCCAGCUGCAGAUCCAGUUCCAAGGGGGCUUCUCCUGUCACCAGGGCCGCCUGGAAGGUUCCCAGGGGAGUGAGGCCUUUGGAAAGAUUGUGGACUUUUACCCUGCGGACAACAACUCGCUUCAGACCUUCCCUGUGCCAGCUGCUGAGGUGGACCGGCUGAAAGUGACAUUUGAGAACACCACUGAUUUCUUCGGCCGAGUAGUCAUCUACCACCUGCGAGUACUAGGAGAAAAAAAGGUGUGAGGCCUGUGGCUGCUUCCUCCAGGAAGCCCUCCGGGAAGCACAGCAAAGCUCUUCAAGUUCUGCACAGAAGGUUUAUUGUUUCCUCUCAGAAAGGGUCCUCUCCCACCGUCUGUCCAGGAGCUGCCUCUGAAGCCAGGUCUGGGUUCCCCCAGCUCUGGGCUGACCAUUUUGUUCCCUGAGUGUCUGAGUACCCGGCAGACGGUGUUCACUCGGGGUCGGCGGGCACCAGGUUGUUCUGGAAGAGUUUGAGGAUGUGGUUCUCGAUCACCUGUUGCACUGGAAACAGGAUAGGGAAAAGGUGGGCCAUGAAUUGACUGCAGCUGCAGAGGCACAGGCCAACCUGUAACCUCUGCUCAGUGUGUGAAUGUGGGCCUCUCAGCUCUAAAACCUGGACAGAGGACCCAUUUCAUACACAGGGAAAUUCAGACUCUUGCCAGAACACAGCUAGGAAGACAGAGGCCCCCAUUCUAAGAACCUCAAUUUCCCUGAAGUUGUAAAAAUGCAUUUUUGAGGUUUUUCAGUUAUAAAAAAUACUCCUUACCAAACAAAA
Camelus dromedarius (Arabian camel) is the source of this 1334-nucleotide messenger RNA. RefSeq names its product nuclear receptor 2C2 associated protein (gene NR2C2AP). The transcript is spliced from 5 exons. The coding region runs from base 362 to 784 and encodes 140 amino acids. Lineage: Eukaryota; Metazoa; Chordata; Mammalia; Artiodactyla; Camelidae. The record is from RefSeq and is a predicted model, not a curated record.